AUGACCAAACAAAUAGAAGCUGUUCAAUCACAAACACAAGAAUGGCAAAAUGUGACAGUAUCAAAGUUAGAACAAAAGCAUCAAGAACUGGAACAGCUGACAAACAACCUUCGAGACAUGAAAAUGGAAAUACAAAAAAUUUGUGAAGCUAUUACAAUGAAAACAUUAGAAAAAAGUAAUCUCAACCAAUUAAUAGAAGAAAACACCCUGACACCUCAUACACAACGAAAUUCAUCGACAAUGGACGAAUCAUUUAAUAAUGACCAACCUGAUCGACAGCAUCAAACAACAACAACAAUUAUUAUCCCACCAUCAUCGUCAAUACCAACAUUUAGUGGAAGUAUCAUGGAGAAUCCUCGUCAAUUUCUUAUUCGAGUCAAAGAAUAUGCAGAAACAAUAAACCAUUGGAAUGAUCAACAUUUACUUAAGGGCAUCUCACAAUUCCUUCGAAACACAGCCCUUGAAUGGUACUGUCAAUUAGGUAUUUCAAAUCGACGUCCACAAACUUGGACGGAAUUCAAGGUAAUCUUUCUCAACCAAUUCAAUUCACCAAUUCGACGAGCACAUCAAGAGCAGCAGUGGAAGAGCUGUAAACAAGAAGAAAAUGAAACAAUCAAUGAAUUUAUUGUUCGACUUCGGGCCCUCUGGCAAGAACAAAAGCCGAAUGAAACAGAAAGUGAUCUCAUUCGACACCUGAUGUGCAAGAUGAGAAACAAUUUAUUAACAAUGAUCGGUAUAUCUCGAUGUGAAUCACUAGACGAGAUUAUUUUAGAAGCUCAAAAAAUUGAAGAAAUACUCUAUCAACGAAAUAAACAACGUCAAAGAACUGAUUACGAUGACGUAGUACAUAAUGAUACACCAACAACAACAAUGUACAAAAACGAAAAUCAUUACGAGGUACAAACAAUAUCGGCACAUCAAAUGAACCGACAAACAGAAUUCAACAAUAGAAGAAAUUUAGCAUCGAAUAAGAAUACAAAUGAUUAUAUGACACCUCGACAAUCACAUCAAUCAACACGUGCAACGAUUAACCAACAGAGCGGAUACCCAUCAAACGAAGCAAAAUGUUACAUGUGCGGACAAAAAGGACAUUUUAGAAGAAACUGUCCAUAUCAAUAUAACACCUAUCAACACCGGAAUUCGUGGCAUUACUCAAAAAACGACAAUGGAGCACAUGGUGGACGGGUCCAUGGCGCUCCGAUGUAA
This is a messenger RNA of Rotaria sordida, 1206 nucleotides long. The record is from the annotation of a GenBank genome assembly. Lineage: Eukaryota; Metazoa; Rotifera; Eurotatoria; Philodinida; Philodinidae.